AAGAGUUAACGGUUAAACGAAUACACACGCGUUACAAAUGAUAAGCGGCUUUAAACAGUUGUAAAUUGUUUCAGACAUAAUAAUAAUAAUCAAAAUAUGAUUAUGGAUGUGGUAGCUGAUACCUCAAAGAUUCAAUCAGUUACAGAUCAAAAAUGCAAUGAACUAUUUCAGGUCAAAAGAUGUUUUCUUUUUAUUCUCAUUUGUACAACCAUCGGCGAAAUGGGUACUCUACUUGGACUGGUUGGACACUGGCGAGUAUUACGGGAGGACAUUAUGAGCCCUAGACAGCAACGGAUGUGUCUGCCAUUGCACAGAUUCGCUCUGGCAGAUGACGAGGAAGCAAACGAACAAUGUCCCGGUAAACUUAAAAAGAGGUUAGACAAAAAGAAAAAAUCAAGCAUUUGCUGCGGGACUUUGAGUGAUGUGCUUGACAAACUUUCUGACAAGGGUGUCAUGGAAAAAUAUAAUAGUGUCGCAAAUCCUGAAAUGAGUUCACUGAACCUGACGAAUUAUAAAUGCGAGGCAACCAACAAGAAGCAACCAAAGGCACAUCUUGUGGAUAUUUCAGAAGAUAAAAAGCCAGUUUCAGUGGGGAUGCCAUCAAAGUUACUAUGGAAUACUGACCCACCGUCUUAUGCAAAUUCAGGGUUGAGGUAUUCAAAAGAUGAUGGAACAAUAUAUGUAGAAAAGACUGGUCAUUAUUACAUAUCGUCACAAUUGAAAACAAGAAUUGCGAAAGCGAAUGAUACAGAUGAAACUUUAGACAGCAUCUUUAGACAUUACGUGCAUUUAAUCAGAAACAAAGGGACGGAGGGAGUAAUACUUGAAGAUGCAAAAUCCCAGUGUGAAAUGGCAUCAGAUGUUUCUGAAAGUACAAGCGUCCUUGGCGCUGUGUUCCGUCUCGAGGACGGGGAUCGACUGUAUGUGUCUACUUCUCAUCCUCAAAAUAUUAUUUCUGACAAACACAAUAAUUACUUCAGUGUGUUCAGCCUUUUAGAUUUUAAGUGAUACAUUAUGUUUUUGACUAAAUCAAUUCUUCAUGUGAUCUCAUCAGGUAAAUGUUACUACUGACAAUAUUCCUUAUAUACUUCGGUACAUUCACAAUUGUCAGUCAUAGAAUAGUAAAUAAAAUGUUUCAGAUACUCACGAUCGAUACAAAUAUUUUACAUACAAGUGAUUUAGUUACAAUUACAUUGCUAAGGAAUACAUGAAAUACCUUUGCAAAUUACUUUUUUUCAUUACAUUAUCAUUACGGUAACCAAGGUACAAGUUUAUUCAAUUUCCAUUACACAUGUCAUAAUUUCAUUGUACAUUACAUUACACAUUUCAUUCAGUCAACCGCCUCGGUAGCCUUGUGUAGCCUAGAGCGUCCGCUUUGAGUGCGGGAGGUCGUGCGUUCGAUUCCCGGGGAAAAUGGUAUUAGUUGCCUCCGCGUUUGGCGCUCAGCACUAAGAGGGUAGUGCGAGGACUGGUCACCCGGUCUCAGUGUAAUGUGACUUGGUGGGGUAUCAAAUCACUUGCCCCUCAUCGAUGUGGGUUCGAGCCUCACUAGGGGCGUUGAAUUCUUCAUGUGAGGAAGCCAUCCAGCUGGCUUACGGAAGGUCGGUGGUUCUACCCAGGUGCCCGCUCGUGAUGAAAUAAUGCCCGGAGGGGCACCUGGGGUCUUCCUCCACCAUUAAAGCUGGAAAGUCGCCAUAUGACCUAUCAUGUGUCGGUGCGACGUUAAAUCCAACAACAACAAAAAAUGUCACGUGUCCGCUUUGAGUGCGGGAGGCCGUGGGUUCUAUGCAUGGUGAAAAUGGUACAAUUAGCUUCCUCGCUUGGCGCUCAGCAUUAAGAGGUUCAAUUUUGAAUGGCCGCUGGUUGUGUGUUUCUAAUUACCUACUUUUUACUCUAAAUAACUUAAUGCACACACUAUCUACAUUUAUUUUAACAAACAUGCUUCAUUAAGAUCAGUUACAAGAUUGUUAACACGGUUUUUCUACACAUUUACCUAGUGAAAUAGUUCUUAAAUGUGUAAAGUUGCCUCAGCAGUUUUAGCAAUAUAUGUUACGAUUUGACAUAAUGACUUAGUUGUUACAUAUAACUGAUGCAGUUUGAACCUCACUUUAAUUUUACAAGGUAAGGCUUUCUGAUUAAUGUGGCAUCUGAGGUAUUAAUUGCAAAUUUAAUGAGAGACUUUUAAAUAAGCUUACAGCUUCCUACUCAAUCCUGUAUGACAUUGUGAUAUAUGUACAUCUUGUAAAUGAAUUGUGAUUAAUAAAGUGUUGUUUAAAUCAACAGCAUUUUUUUUUUACGAUUUGAUCUAGCGAUCUACUUUUAGACCCAAGAUAAACAAAUUACGAGGGUCCUGCAAAAGGUUCUUUCACUAAUUGGCUUCCGUAAUUUUAUCCCAUGUAUUUUUUAAAAGCUUCAUUGCACUUGAAUGGCGUGUCCAAUAGCUAACGAUAUCCGUUUAUAUUUUGCAAAUUGAUUCUCAAAUGACCAAGCUAUUUCAAAUUGAAAUGCAUGCAGUCAUAUACACUGACCAAUUUACUUGUCACAUUGUAAAAUGGACGAAAAGACUGAAAUACGUAGCGAUUUCAAUGCGCACAGUUUUUAGGUGGGUUAAAGCUUUUAAAGCUGGAAAAUUAUCUGCCGAGGAUAUUACUUGUUCUGCUAGGCUCAAAACCCUCUGUUACUAAGGCAAACAUCGCUGCAGUAAAAGCUGUGGUCGAACAGGAUGCGCGAUUGCCGGUGAAAAUAUAGCCAGUCGUACUGGCAUAUCAGAAGGCAGUGUGCAAACAAUUCUGAAAAAGCGUUUGGACUAGAGAUAGGUUUGCGCUAGGUGGGUACCUCAUUUGCUCACUGAGGACCAAAAGAAACAACGCCUUAAAUGUGGCCGGAAACUUUUGAAAACAUAGGAAGGCUGUGAUAGUCAGGUUAAAAUAAAAUACGUCCCUGCAUUGCCAGGAGAAGCAUAAGUUCGAGAACGAUGUUGCAAGCAAUUGUCUUCAAUUCUAGCGGGUCAGACGCUCAAAUGACUUGUGCAUCUGGCCAUACAGUCACUGGACGAUUCUAUUAGAACUCUUUAAUGAAGAAAGUGAAAAAGUUUUACAAUAAGAAACGUCCAAGUAAAGUAAGGAAAGUAUGGUCAGCAGUCAGUCUUAUGUACACGACAACCAUUCCUCUCACAAGUCUUUUUUUUUUUGGCUUCUGAAAAGAUGGGGGUUGUAACUAUCCGCCUUAUUUACCUGAAAUAAGUCCCUGCGACAUUUUUUAUUUCCAGGACUUAAGAAAAUCUCUUCUGGUAAGAAAAAUAAGUCCAGAAGUUCUUGGCAGCGCCAUUUAUCAGUGUCUCUAACAGAUACCAAAAGAAGACUAUUUACCUGCUUCUCGUGAUUGGAUAAACUGGUUACAAAAACUUCGUUCCGUAAAGGGGGAAUACUUUGAAGGUUUUUAAUAAAGAUAAGUUUAAAAAAAAAACGUAGCACUUAGGAAAUCCGAACCAAAUGACAGAACUUUAUGCAGGACCCUCGUACUGUCUUGGCUUAGAUUUGUAACUAAUAACAUAGUAUUUUGACCAUUUGUCUUAUAGAGUGUUACAGUGUUUACCUUGAGUUUUACUAACGCCCUAGGUUUCAACAUACAGCAAAGUUCAAAAAUUUACUAAAUUUCAUAUAAGCAUUCAGACAAAGUAAAACGAAGAUCAAAUGAAAUGUGUGGCCUAACGACUCCGAAAUAAAUGAAUAGUCUGAAAGUCUUGUGAUAAAAAAUUGUUAGCAUAAGAUAUUUGCAAGAUAUUCUUAUGAAUAACCACAUAUUGUGCAGAAGAUAGUAAAACGUUGCAACACUUUUGGAGUAAUGCAGAAAAGAUGCACACUCUCCUGAAUUCUUAUCAGUAUCUUACUUUUAUGUUCAACCAAUUUAUCAUUUUUCAGUGUCAUAGAUACAUUCUAAGCCAAACUUGAUGGAUAUGAGCAUGUUGAACAAUUUCACCCAAACUAUGGGAGAGUUGCUUUAAAUGAUAAUGUAUUCUUUUCCUUUUUAAUAAUUGAAAGAUGAGUGUUGAAUCACUUGAGGCACAGAGCGGGUGUCACAAAUAGAAACUGUAGAGGGAAGAUAUGCGGACGGGUUGCUUCAAAUACCGAUCACCAAACACGAAAUUUAAAAAAAAAAACGAUGGAUUGAAAACAAGUGAGGGAUGGUAGUGACGGGGAGUUGAGCACUUUUGGUCAUAACGAUCUCCGAUGUGCAGAAGUAAUAGCUCGGCGGCACUUGCUACCCUAAACCUCCAGGUAAUACAACCGAUGUGUUCUCUUUAUUGCCAUAAAGUGAAAUGUAACAUUUUGAAAAAAGAACUGAACUAAAGCUAAGAAAUAGAUCUUAAAGUCCUUAAUGACUAAAAGUAUUUUACAAACUGACGUUUUAUAACAAUUUCCGUUAAAUUAGAUGUAGUACUUAUUUUAGGUAUUGAUCGUAGAAUAAAACAACACAUUUUCCCUCAAGUAUAUCUGAUACAAUUUACAGUACAAGGGAGGCUACAACUGAAUAAAUUGAAAACUGUUCUUACUAUAGAAUAUAUUCGUUUGAUUAUUAGUUACAUUUGUACCACUGACGCUGAUGAAAACCAUUCAGUAUUUACGCAGUAUUUAAAAAUGUCACUAAUCCAUUGCUGCUGUAAACAAAAUGUCACGUUAAAGCGAAACUUGUGUUGUUUUUUUUUUUGUUUUUUUUUUUUUAUAUUCAUAAUCAUUUUUUUAUAUUCAUAAUCAUUUUCAAAUACAGUAACUAUACAUCAUAGAAAAUUUGUUCAUGACUUAUUCUAAAUGGAUCACAAAACCAGUAAUGCUUACUGUCAGAAAUGCUCAUGUAUAUUUACCAAACCGAUCUGGAAACGAAGGAUCCCGCAUAUAAUCAAUUUUAUAAAUGGUAAUUGGACAGUUGUUUGUAAGAUUAAAGAUUUAGUAACAUUUUCAGUAAGAGUUAAUCUAAUAUUUUACAAUUUAUCUGAAAUCAAAAUGCAGUUGAUAAAUUGCACAUUAUGAUGUAACAUUUGAACUUAAAGUUUUCUUUGCUUAUCAUUUAUUAUGGCGUUCUUUCAGCAUACAGAAAUUAUAUUUCGUUCUUUUGUUAACAAGAUAAAACACUGCUUUAUAUGAAUUGUCUUAUUUGAUAAUUUCCAUUACAAGAUAAAUAAGGUUAUUGCUUACAGCCUCUGUUUUCAUGAUUAGCAAACAAAAUAUGGUUACUACCUAUAUAUCUACCGUAUUUAACUUUCAUAAUUUUCCGGUUUCAACUCGAUUCUGGUAGUCCUCAUUCUACGACCAUCGCCAAUUUGGUUUCUCUUUUGGCAUUCUACGGGCAAUGGUGUCUUACGUAAAAGAAAGGCAACUAAACAACAUUAGACACGUUUCUAAUGGGACAAAUUCAUCUCAGUCGUAAAUAAAGAUGGAAAGAAACAUUUUCAAAACUAAAUUAAAAGGGAAUACAACAAUGAAGAGAACUCAACAACUUGCUGAUGAACUAGCACUUUUGGUCAUAACGAUCUCCGAUGUGCAGUAGUAAUAGCUCGGCGGCACUUGCUACCCUAAAUCUCCAGAUUUACAUGAAGGUCUGUGUAAAGAAGGAAGUUUUAUUUCACGAUAGGUUAGAGGGAAUAAUUAAUUGAUAGUAAGAUACUAAUGUGCAGCAUAUCUUUCAUCUAAAACUCAUCCAAAAUCACAAGUAAUAUCAAACCAUAAACCAUCGGCCGAGAGAUUCAUUUUAAGGUAAACUGCCAUAUGUUCAUUUUAAGACCAGGUUUAUUGAAGCCGUUAUUUUGAUAACGCAUUCUUCCAUUUUUUUCUAUUUAAGGCUCUUAAGGUGUUAGGUUUUUGCACCUAUUUUUAUCACGUUGCUACGGUUUCUUCUAGGUAGGUUGAGUAGCCUGGAAAGACUAGUACUCUAUCACUUUUACUAACCACCAAGCAUGGCCAUUAUAUUUUGUCAAGAAUGUUUGCCAUUACUAUAAAUGAUGAUGAUGAUGAUGAUGAAUGUAAUUUCCUCUGUCUAGUUUAAAUUUAAACGUGUGGCAUUUCGAAAAUGAAAAAUGUUGUAUAGCCAUUUGAUCUUUUGGUGCUACGCAUGCGCACGGUGAUGCGUUUUCUUCAAACAGUUUAUUGAAUUUAAAUAUUAGUGGAUAUAUUUUGUCUUUAGCAUGUAUCUGUUUACAAACACGUUUCAGUUUUGAAAUUUUAUUAUUAUACUUCCUGAUCCUCCGGUCAAUAUAUCUGUCUGCAUUUGCGAACAGCAGUGUAUCAUAAAUAAGAUACAAGUGUAGGCGCCAGUAUCGUUGCCAGGAUAGGGCACGCUAUUACAAUGUUAAUUGAAAAAGACCAGAUAAAAUUAAAGCCCCAUGUUCAUGAUGCUAAUUUUUUUGGCGCUCUUAAAUGUAUACUUAUCUAUCUGCUCAUAGGGGACUUACAUUGGACACAUGCAUGAUAAAAAUAAUGGUAUAAAGUAAGAUUAUAUUGCGGGUGAAUAUUUUUAUCUGAAAAAAUAAAAGAUGGAGAUGACAGUUUAACAAAUCUGCAACCGAUAUGGAAUGAUUCCGGAAUAACAGUUCUGUCAAAAUAAAUAGUUUAACUACUUCAGAAAGUAAAAUAUUGUACAUAUAUAUGUUGAUAGAGAAAAUUGUUUGCUUUUACGAGCCAAAAUAAAAUUACAGACAAAAUACUAAAUGAAAAACUUACAAAUGAAAGUAUUUCACUGUGUGUAGCAUUAAAACAGCUUAUUCAUUUAUGAAAAUAACUCUUGUCACACUACCUUGGCAACUAUACAUGUCUCUUCCCGAGUUACUCCCACAAAUGACUUUAAUUUGAAUGGAAAAAUGCCAAGUCAUACGUAAUGUUGGAGACUUCUUAACUUUCCACUGACUCAUAUCAUAUCAUGUUACUUGUGUCAUUUCCUUCUUAGUAAUUUAAAGCAUGUAGUAUUCCUGUCUGAUAAAUAGUGGCUUUGUUUAAUUUAAAAAUAGUUGUGACAUUACAUGUGUAGAUUUAAACUAGUGUGCGUUUAAUCGUGUAUCUGUAACAUAAACUUAGCUAGAUUAGUUUCACAUGUUUUCAUAUAAACAAUGCACGUUUUUCACCAAGCAAAAUGUACGCUUGCAUAAAGGCAGAACCAAAUUACAUUUAGUUAAACAUUUUCAGUUUUUUUUACUAUUUCUCGUUCUCAGAGGCAAUAUAUAUUUAAACAAAGACGUCAUUUUUUUCAACAUUUUUCAGUUAUUUAACGGCGGGAAGUUUACCUAACCGGUAUUCUUGGAUUCUGUACCAGUGCAAACCUGUCCUCCGCAAGUAACUGACAACUUUCCCACAUGAAUCAAAGGUGGAGGAUGAAUGAUGUCAGACGGUGUAUUUUAUCAAAUCAUCACGGAAAGAAGCGGAUUACUUAUCUUUUAUAACAGCACAGAUAUACACACACACACACACACACACACACACACACACACACACACACACAGGCACACCCCCGCAGGCACAUAUGCAGACACACACAUGCGCGUACGUGCGCACACUCACAUGUAUACACGCGCGCGCGCACCAAUCAAACUAAUUAUAGACACAGUUUAAUUGAACAUGUUGAUGUGAGAGAAAGCCUACACCAACGGAAAUAUUUUGACGAAUUAGAUCUUAACGACCAGAAAUAAUAAUCACUAAAUGAUCUUACUCUGGUGUACUGUAGAUUGAUCCCACUUUCAAUAAAAUUGCAACAUGUUCAAAUUAUUGACUCAAAUACCAUAUGACACCGGAUGUUUAUUUCAUGUCUUUUCAUUAGGACCUCACCCCCCCCCCCCCCACCCAACAACAACAAAAACACACACACACACACACACGAAAAAGAAAAAUCAGCACUCAACAUUCAACAAUAACUUAACAAUGUCCGACCUGGCAUUUUCACCAAUAUUUUCGGGCGUUUUCUUUAUUUACGCCAUAUAUUGUGACAUUUAUUAAAAUAACCUUUUUAGUUAAACGCAGGCAUGGGUUCGAAUCCAGUUCAGACCAUUAUAUUUUACUUUUUGAUCUGUAUCGAUAUUACAUUUAUUCUUGCAUUAUAUUCUGAAAGGUAUCAUUUUUCUUGUGUACUGGCGCCAAUUCCGUUUAUUUAAUGAACAUUUGUCCAUUCCUGAAGAUUUUUGUAGAACGGUUUACUAAAUGUACAUAGAAAACUGUUGAAUAGUAGAGUAUUUCUAAACAAAUGAACGAUACAUCAUGAUCAGUGUGACAAUUUUCCCGUUUGUUGGUUGCAGGUUUAUCCCGCUACCAAAGUUAAAGUGUAUUUCUGUCAAUCAAAGCAUCUUUAUUUGAUUCCAAAUCACAUCCAAAGGAAGUUCAUGUGCUACACAAAAUAGUCCCAUUCAUGAACAAUGCGGAUGAAUUAUUAAUGAAGCAGUUCUUAUUCAACCUUUAUCCACUUGCAUUGACCAUUUAGAUUAUAUAAGAUUUAUCAAUUAUAAGGCAUUCCAGCCCAUGGUUACAUCACGAGCUGUGUCAGGCAGAGUUCAUCUUAGAUAUGCGGCACAUUAAAUUUGUAUUUGUUUCUCAUUCAUGUAUAUUCAUAGAGUGGCAUUUAAACAGAAAAUAAAUUUACCAAAAACCCGCAACCAUCAGACAUUUCAAGGCUUUGAUUUAGUUUACAGGGGAUAUCCCGAGUUUAGUAACUGUUUAUCAUUAGCUAUAUCGUUAUAAGGGUUGGAACACCGAAUAUUGAUUUACGGAAACAUUCCAAAUAUUCUUUAGUGCCAAUACUUAUAGACAAUACAUUUAUAAAUAUAUAUUUUGUCAUUAUUAUUCAAUAAAUUAAAUGUCAAACACGCUUUGGGUUUGAAAUUAUAACUACGUACAUAUACUUAUUGUUAAUAGGUGUUCGUACCGGAAAAUCGCUAUGAAGUUACAGUCAAUGAAUUUCAUCCUUAAGGCAUUAAUCGCUUGCUCAACACUUUGUUUGAGUAUUCUGCUCGUUCUUUCUUUGUGUUGGCGUUCAAAGAGGACAGCGCAGCUACACAAUGUAGAACCUCAGUAUUGCUAUAUGGAUGAAGGUUCUGUCAUAGGCGAGAACAAAGCAAGCUGGCUAAAAGAACUGAUAAUCAAAAAUGACAAGAAUACAAAGGAGAAAAACAACUGCGAUAAAGUCAGUGCAAUGCUGGAAAGAAGUGUUAAAAAGAUAAUAGGAGAAAAAUACAACAGUGAUACUAACCCAGAGUAUGUUUCGCUCAGUCUUAAACAGUUUAAUUGUACAUAUUCGAAUAGAGAAGAAGCACAACUGCACCUGAAGCAAAUUACUUCUCAUGCUAAGCCAGUUCCAGGAAAAGCAACGAAAGUUUUUUGGAAGUCAGGUGUAAGUUCAGGGAAUGGAAUACAACAUUUACAGACAGAAGGCGCAAUUUAUGUACGCAAAUCAGGGAAGUAUUACAUAUCUUCUCAACUGACCACAAGAGCAGAAAAUGACACCGUUAUAGACGAAACAGAUCAGACGAUUAACCAUGUUUUAAACAUUAUCUCGUACAACGAAGGCUGUGAGCGAAUUCUCCUAGAACACGUAAAAUCAAUGUGCGAAAUGGCUGUUGGACAUGCAGGUUGGACAAGUCACAUAGGAGCUGUAUUUCAUCUUGAAGAACAUGAUCGAAUUUAUGUUGCUACUUCACGCCCCUACAACCUUGUGUCUGGUCCCGGAAGUAAUCAUUUUAGUAUUCAUAAAAUAUAAUGAAAGGGUCAUUAUAACAGUAGCUUGAUUUGGGAUGCUGUAUUCGGCUCGAGUGGAUUUUUGUCAAGUCGGAUCUCACGAGGCGCGCAAGCGCCGAAUGUGAUUCGACCAAGCAAAAUCUUCGAGAGCCGAAUACAAAAUCCCAGAUCUAGCUUCUGUUAUAAUGACCCUUUCAUUAUAUACUUUACCUUUAUGUGAGUUGUUAUUGAACGAAAUCUUUAAUGUUUAUUGAUAUUAAAAUGGAACUAUGUGAAGUUUUUAUGUGCGCUAUUUAUAGAAAUGUGCCAGGUCAUGCAUAUUAAUGAAAGUAGUCCGGCAGCAUACAAUACGGAAGGUACAAUACAGAAUUUUAAAGGUACAAUACGGAUUUUUUUUCUGCCUGUUCAUAUUUAAUUGUGAAAUACAAGCCGAAUUUUACAGAACUUAUAUAGGAAUAUAGUAAAACGUAAGAAUAAAAGGAGAUACAGUA
Messenger RNA from Mercenaria mercenaria, 10195 nucleotides. RefSeq lists its product as uncharacterized. Lineage: Eukaryota; Metazoa; Mollusca; Bivalvia; Venerida; Veneridae. The record is from RefSeq and is a predicted model, not a curated record. Gene Ontology annotation, cellular component: membrane; cell surface. Gene Ontology annotation, molecular function: cytokine activity; tumor necrosis factor receptor binding; CD40 receptor binding. The transcript has 12 exons. The coding region runs from base 97 to 1008 and encodes 303 amino acids. Gene Ontology annotation, biological process: positive regulation of transcription by RNA polymerase II; immune response; tumor necrosis factor-mediated signaling pathway.